Messenger RNA from Pocillopora meandrina, 1063 nucleotides. The record is from the annotation of a GenBank genome assembly. NCBI's taxonomy places the organism in Eukaryota, Metazoa, Cnidaria, Anthozoa, Scleractinia, Pocilloporidae.
AUGAAGAGUCUUUUCUCGCUUGCUGUAAUCCUCGGGGUUGGUCUUGUAUUGGCCCAAGAACCUCCACUCCCGCCGCCACCGGGACCAGAACCCCCAGGACCAGAACCCCCAGGACCAGAACCUCCGGGGCCAGAACCCCCAGGGCCACAACCACCAGGAGGAAAACAUCCGAAAGACGUGAGUAUUAACUUUUCCCUUUUUCUCAAAAAAGAAACUGAGUGCGGCAUGCAGUGCUCACGUACAAGAAAAGGUACAGUGUUGAGACGUCCGAGCUGAAAGCAAUCACCACCUCCUUUGAUCAAAGAUAUUUUCAGUUGAGGGUCGAAAUAAAUCCAGGAAUAUAUUUGUUUCAAAACAAUCACUUCAGCUCUCGCUGACUUUUUGUAAUAUUGUUCUUUGAUCUCAUUGGUUAGGUUGAUUACCGUGGUUAGUUCAAUCGAAAUGUGUCCUAAUCAGAUCGACGAUAAAAUACGUAAACCCUACAAUUUAAAACGAGGAGACCUAUGUUUUAACUGCAGCAUUUCUUUGUGAUUAGAUUUGUUUGGAUGAGUGGAACGCAUGCGUGGAGUCCGGGGAAGGUUUUGGUUGCUUACCAAAAUACUAUGAGUGCCUAAAUGCCUACACAGUAAGUAAAGCAUUUACAAUUAAUUAAAAUUUAUAUAUCUUUGACUACAAUUUAUAACUCUUUACGACAUGUACAGAAGUGGCAGCUUUCAUUAACAACAACCUAAGAGACGAUCAUUGCGAAAGGAAUUUUCAAGAGGCGCUUUCAUGCAGUAUUUAUGUUAGAUUGGUUUAUCGCACGUCCCAUUUAUUCCUCCUUCGAAAACAUGGCAACGGUUUCCAGAGACAUGGGAAGGGGAACUUAUCAAGGACAGUCUUCGUUAAAUUUUCUUCUCUUGAUUUUGGACCACUAACACGUACUUCACCGUUUCACUUUAUUUAAUUUAUUUUGCAGAGGAUAUGCAGGAAAAAGUUCAGAAACCAGGGAUGUUAUGAAGCACUCGGGAAAGAAGAGUGUUGGAAGAAGCUUAAAAUAUGCUAUGGGCAUAAGCCUGAAUGA